GUUGCGAUCUAAUCUCUUUCUUUCUGCCUCCCCAUCCAACAGCAAAAGGUAGAAUUCCCCCUCCCCUCCUCUCUGCUGCAUCUUCCUCUUCUUCCUACAUCCCCAAGCUUUGCUUUAACCUUCUGCAGCGAAACCCAAAAGAGGGAGUUAGGAUGCAUCGUUUUCCCAUCUUAAUUCCCGAUAGCCUUCGGACAUCGUUCCAGGUAGUGGCAAUGAUGCUGCUGCUGUCGCUUCUACAGCAGAAUGGCUGCUGGUGCUACCAGUACAAAGUUGGAGACCUCGACUGUUGGGGUCUGCCCCCUCCCUCCGACCCCCUCCUCUACUCCUCCUGGUCUAAGAACCACCACUUUAGCCUCGGUGACUCACUCUUGUUCCUGUACCCGCCGAGCCAGGACUCGGUGAUCCAGGUGACGGAGCGGGCGUUCAACAGCUGCGGCCUGGAGGAUCCCAUAAUGACGCUGCGCGACGGCAACUCCCUCUUCAACCUGUCGGCGCCCGGGUACUACUACUUCAUCAGCGGCGUCGCUGGCCACUGCGAGAAGAACCAGAAGCUGGCCAUCGCCAUCCCCUCUGCCAACGGCACCUUCUUCCCGCCGGCCGCAGACUUCGCCACCGCGCCGACGGGGUCGCAGUCCUACCCGAUCGUAUUCGGCCCCGCGUCGGCUCAGGGACCCAGCACAGCGCCAGCAGCGGUCGUCAGGGCCCCCGCGGCCAUGGGAUCCGUCGUCGUCGCCGCCGCUCUGCUUCUCGGUUUCAGUCUCCUGUGAGACACGGAAGGAGAGUCAGCGUCUGAAUGUACUGAUGAUCGAGUUAUCGAUCAGUGUCAUCCAUAUAAGUUAAGAAGGAAGGCUUCGGCUCCGAUCCGA
This is a messenger RNA of Musa acuminata AAA Group (dessert banana), 866 nucleotides long. RefSeq names its product early nodulin-like protein 8. The record is from RefSeq and is a predicted model, not a curated record. Bases 153 to 767 code for a protein of 204 amino acids. Gene Ontology annotation, molecular function: electron transfer activity. The transcript is spliced from 2 exons. Gene Ontology annotation, cellular component: plasma membrane. NCBI's taxonomy places the organism in Eukaryota, Viridiplantae, Streptophyta, Magnoliopsida, Zingiberales, Musaceae.